Alternaria atra is the source of this 798-nucleotide messenger RNA. RefSeq lists its product as uncharacterized. Bases 1 to 798 code for a protein of 265 amino acids. The transcript has 3 exons. Gene Ontology annotation, cellular component: cell cortex of cell tip; plasma membrane. Gene Ontology annotation, biological process: fungal-type cell wall organization. Lineage: Eukaryota; Fungi; Ascomycota; Dothideomycetes; Pleosporales; Pleosporaceae. The record is from RefSeq and is a predicted model, not a curated record.
AUGGGUAAGAUCAAGCGCGUCUCGUGCAUUGCCACGCCUAUGCUGCUCACAGUCGUGUCCUUGGUUUGCUUCCUCGUCGUCGCGUUGGCGCAGAUUUCUCCUAGCGGCCACAGCACACCGCUCGAGCGAGAUCUCUACUUCUUCAAGGCAGACACAAGCCGCAUAAUGCUAAGUCCCCAGAGCUUGCUGGAUAGCCUUCCCGAUAGCGUCUUUGGCAUCGAGGUUCCUGACGCCCUCCAGAGCGUAGCGAAGUCCGGGCAUCUCAAAGACUUCUACGUAGUGGGCCUCUUCAGCUACUGCGAAGGUGAGACCGAUACGGAAACAGGAAGAGAGACGGUGACGCACUGCAGCGCCUGGAAGUUGCCAUUCUACUUCGACCCUGUGGCUGUCUGGCAGCUGGAGAAUACAAGCGUGCAGGAGAUCCUGGGUGAGCCAUUUGCCAAGGGCAUGAAGAUGUACCGAAAAACGGUCGAAUGGACGCAUUACGCCUUCGUAGUCGUGUUGGCGCUGACUGUGUUAGAAUGCGUAGCGGGGUUACUUGCCAUCCGUAGCAGAGGGUAUAGUUUGUGCGCGACCAUUGUUUCCUUGGCGCAUACUAUGCUUGCCAUUGCGGCAGCAGCAGUCGCGACCAUCACCUAUGUUACGCUGACGGGUGUCUUCGAGUCGGUCUUGCGCCCAUACAACAUUGAGGCAUCUCUGGGUGUGCGCUUGUUCUCCAUUCUCUGGCUUGCUGUCGCCUGCUCCAUCGCAUCGAGCUUCUUCUGGCCCUUGAGUGCUUGCUUUUGCUCUGGCAAAUAG